CCAGAGGCCCCGGGGUGUCUUUUCAGAGGGAGAGCAGCCUUGUGCGCCUGACAGCACGAGUUCCGGCCGUGGUAGCCGGGACCGGCGCUCGCCGCGGCCUCGUGUUUGACUCUGAUUUGGCGAGACGCUUGUCGCGUACAUGUCGCGCCGUGGUAAACUGUUGAAUUACCGAUCCCGAUGGGAAGAGAAAAGAAGAGUGCCCCAGGCGUGGGCACCGGCGACCACGCCAAGGAGCGGCACAAGAGAGACCGCAAAGGCAACUUGAUAGACUGGACAGCACCCUUACCGCCGGGCUUGGUGGCAAGGCCCGAGCAGCCACGGGUUAGCUCCAAGCACAAGUCGUGGUUCGAGUUCAUCGAGAAUAAGGAGAAGAAGAAAAAGCUCGAAUUCGAGUUUACCGAAAAACGGGAGCCGCCGCCGGGUUUCGAGUUUGUUCCUAUCGGGAAUCCUGCUCUAACAACGGCAUGCAAAGAGCUCUCCCGCGAGCAGGAUGCUAUGAUAUUUAUUGUUACGUCGAUGAAUGGACUCUCCAAGAGGCUCAGCUCUCAUCUAAACCGAGUCGGCCACCACAUUCGGCAAACUAUUGUGGAACAGGCACGCGCAACCCUCGGAGAUGACCAGUUUGAGGCCAUUGGCGCCGCCCCCGGCCUACCUGAGCCCAUUCCAGAGAGACAAGAGGACAUUAACAAGCAGGCUGACGCAGCUAUAAGGGAUCUGUUUCCUCGCAUACCUCAUACUGAUCGCCAGACCAUCAUCGAGCAUGCCUUCAAUAAGUCGAGGCCGACCGGCAAAGACGGCCCGCCAGUUGGGCUCGCCCCUGAUGUCACCCUCUCACGCCGUGUCCAGUUGGCGGUCCUUGCGCACAUCCGGCACAACCACACUAGGUACGACCAGCUGCUGAAGGAAACGGCCUAUGUCAACGCAAGGAAGGCUGUUGAAUCGCUCUGUCUCGACAUCCUAGUCAAGUGGCGAGGAGACGAGGAGACAGGGCGGGACCAGCUUGACGAGAUCCUUUGCGAGGUUAUAGUCAUCUCGGACUCCGAGAGCGACGACUCCGACUCGGACGAUGAAGAUGACUCUUCCACCGUCUCAUCGUCAGACGAGAGCCUCGUGGAUCGCGUGAUGAGAGACGAUGUGCCAGCCAGAGCAGAGUUGCCAGCCGUUGGCCCAUCGCCGGCCCCCUUGACGACCAACAGCUCUCGCAACGAAGGCCUUCGAGCAAUCCAUGCUCCGCAGAGGGUCAAGAAGCCCUCUCGCAAAGACAAGAAGGCGGUCAAGUGGGGACAGCGGGGAUUCCAGCGUUAUCAAGCGGCUCGGGAUCAGGCCUGGCAUCAGGCCGUGGAACGGCAGCGGCUUGACAACGACGGGCCGAUGACCACCACUGGCCCCCGGGCCGCAGACAGGCCCGCUAGCCAUGGGCCACAGCCGUGGCGGGCGGGCGAGCCUGGUCGUGCAGACCCUGGGGCGGGAACCCGCAGCCCAGUGGAGUCGGCGUACCAUGCUCACGACCCCUACGGUAGUUCCCUGCCUCCUGUGAAUGUACCCCAUAAGCCGGGGAACCAGAUCGAUGAACCACGGAGGACCAUUCCAACGGCGACUUACCACAUACCACAGCAGAUUCGCACCCAGGUGCACACCUCCAGCAGUGGGUUCAGACCUAUAGUUGGGUCUUGGGCCGCCCCGGAUGGGGCCCCUGAGCUUGAACGAGUAGAUCAUCAUGGCCAGGAUCUCAAGGAUUAUGUCCUACCGUCUAUCGAGCCUGCUUCCCCGGGGGCGCCGAGCCUGCCCCCGCGAUUCCCCGUUUCAUAUCGCCAGCCCAAGCCCGGUCUCUCCUAUGCCGGGCAGAGUUCGAUCAGCAGGACAACUCACCGGCCGGCGGGAACUGCUGGUGCCGUCGCCGCGGCGGAAGAUGACCGUACUGAUUUUCCAAAGGAAGGCUUUAUCAAGCUCCCUCCACGUUCGGGUCCAAGCCGGAUGCCCCCAGUCCCCGAUCAACACCGGGAACCUUUCAUUCUGCUAAACCCACAACGCGCUAGCGCUGGAAACAGUGGUGCUAUAGCGACUUCCAGCGGGUUGGGCUCGCGGCAUUCCUCGAUACGGUGGGAUGGUGCCGCGACCCGUGAUGACUUGGACCUCCGACCUGGGAGACGGCCGGUCUGGAUUGGGCACGACGGGGCUAUCCUUAGGUCGGAAUCCCGGCCGAUCAUAAUUCAGGACUACGGCCCGCCACCCAGAGAACCGCCGCCGAUGGAGCCUGCGUAUGUGUCUUCGGACAAUCGCCGGCCAUCCCCUACAACGCGGGCCGAUGUUCGCCACCUCGGCCGCGGCUGGCUAGAUGACCGCGACAGACUGUAUGGUGAUUCCGGGAUCGACCAGCGGAUCGAAAGUCUGCCGGGCGAUUUUGUGGAAAUUGUUCGAGUUUCCAACAAGUUUCCCCGGCAGCACGAGCCGCGCCCAACGCCCGUUGAAGCAAGCCGGUUCGGCCAGCGGCCCGCGGCGCAACAGCAGGGCAACCCACAACAACAGUUUGUCGACGGUGUUGCGCGAUACGAUGCUCGGCAACCUCCCGGUCCAGGUCAGCGGAUCGAGCGUGUCGUAGGGAGGGUCGAGAUCCCAGCAUUUCACAACGAAAAUGUGCCUUUCGCAGCCCAGCAACUCCAGGGAUACCCGAGGCAGGAACGCAUGGUUGGGAUUGAGUAUGCCCGUCCCCAUCCAAGCCUCGAGGCUCGUACCCAAGCGGGCGGCGGCCCCUUUUACGACGUGGGAGACCCCAUCUAUCGGUCGCGUUCGCAUUCGGUUGUGGCUCCGCCGUACCCGGGCCUUCCCUACCAGCCGCAUGCCGGGCGCCCAACCCCGAGGAGGGAUGAGGUGAUCACGCUAGACUGAGCGGCUGGUCGCAGACC
Molecule: messenger RNA, 2903 nt
Organism: Chaetomium fimeti
Lineage: Eukaryota; Fungi; Ascomycota; Sordariomycetes; Sordariales; Chaetomiaceae
Exons: 5
Coding region: 178-2886 (902 amino acids)
Source: RefSeq, a predicted model, not a curated record